AUGUCACAUUCGGGCAUAAAAUCGACCCCAGGGCUCCAUCUGCUUCCAUCUGGCUACCAGGGGGAUGAAUCUAUUGAAUUCCCAUCGGAAAUGUCCCAUAAUUUUGGUUUUGUCGCUUCUACUAAUUCAACAUCUACCACCAGGCAUGAUCAAACCCUCGAUCUCACAGUCAAUUUUAGAGAGUCCUAUCCACUUAUAAAUCACUCUAUCUACUCUUCGCCGGAGCCCGUUAUGUACCGAAAGGAAAACUGUUUUGUGAAUCAGAAAGGCGGCGAUUUGAAUUCGGCGGUAAAUUGCACCAGGACUCUGAUAGGGCCACUUGGUGCUAUAAAAUUAGACAGCUCUAAUGACCUGACCGGAAUAGGGGAUCAUAUGGAUUCUUUAACACAAGACAAUCACAGUCACGACCACCAGCGAUACCAAGGGCAGCAUCAGCGACAAUAUCACAUAUACACAACUCAACCCUCCGCACAACUAUUACCAGUGCGUUUUCCACCCUGUGAACAAGUGAUACAGUCAGAGCUAAGUAUCCGUCCUUCGUUCGCCUGGGUUCUCCAACUUGUAUACUUUGGCGGCUGGCAUGCCAAGAUAUAUAUGGGGGCCGCUAUGUUGGGAGCCAACUGCACGACUGGGAUGUCCUGUUUGAUGCGGCGUGAGGUGCUUGAUAGGGCAGGAGGUUUGGCCAGUUUCGGCCAAUAUCUGGCAGAAGACUACUUUAUUUCAAAAGCAUUCUAUGAAGAGGGCUGGAGAGUCAGAAUUGCACAUCAGCCAGCCUGGCAAAACUCGCCUGCGCCUACAGUGAGCCAAUUUCAUUCACGUAUCUUCCGAUGGUACCAGCUGCGUUUGGCAAUGCUGCCACAAUCAGCGAUUGCUGAGCCGGUUACACAGUGCCUAACCAACGGUCUGAUAUGCGCAUUUGCAUGGGCCCAUCUUUGUCCUGGGCUUGUGGACCCAGUUGUCUACCUACUCGUACAUCUGCUCAUCUGGUUCCUGCUCGAUUACCUUAUGCUCAGUCAGAUGCACCCGACAUAUGCACAUGUCUCCAUUUCUAAGGUGAGUUAA
Messenger RNA from Protopolystoma xenopodis, 1062 nucleotides. Lineage: Eukaryota; Metazoa; Platyhelminthes; Monogenea; Polystomatidea; Polystomatidae. The record is from the annotation of a GenBank genome assembly.